Balaenoptera acutorostrata (minke whale) is the source of this 1897-nucleotide messenger RNA. RefSeq names its product KIAA0513 ortholog. Lineage: Eukaryota; Metazoa; Chordata; Mammalia; Artiodactyla; Balaenopteridae. The record is from RefSeq and is a predicted model, not a curated record. The transcript is spliced from 14 exons. Bases 414 to 1652 code for a protein of 412 amino acids.
ACUGACAGCUCGCGCGGGCCGGCGCCUCAGAAGGACCCGGCUCUGGGGCCGGCGCAGUGACCGCAUUCCCGAGCCAGACGGUUCCCGGUCGCUCCCCGUCCGCCCGGCCGGCCGGCCGGCCCCCGCCGCGAGGGCACAGCUAUUCUCAUUAGGGAAGAAUAAGCUUGAAUCCUGUUUUCUCGAUCUGAGCAUCUAGAUCUGAAAAAGGACACCAGCGGAGGUUAUCUGAGAUGUGUUUCAGCAGAUGCCUUAGGGCCCCGUGGGCCGCCCCAGAGGACUCAGUCCCGGUGGCCAGCGGCUCCCAAGCAGCUCGCGUGCGCUCGGCCUCAGGCUCCCGCUGACGCGUCUGGGAACCUCGUUCACCAGCCCCCGCCCGGCAUCCUUGCCGGCAGUGCCCCCCACGCCCCCGAGCCAUGGAGGCCCCUGAGGUCCCCGUGGGCCCGCUGAUUGACUUUGGGGCUGGGGCCAAGCCAUCCGCCUCCUCGCCCCUGGAGGUGCUGCCGCCAAAGCUGCAGGGCGGGGACAGCUCCCCGGGCGAGGGCGCGUCGGAGAGCGAGACCACGGAGUCGGCAGACAGCGAGAACGACACGGGAGAGUCGCCCUCGCGCCCGUCCUGGGGCCAAUACCGCCGCUCCUCCUCCAGCGAGUCCUUCUCCUCCAACCAGAGUACCGACUCGGCCAAGGAUGAGGAGCUGCCGGAACUCCGGGAGUUCCUGCGCAGCUACGUGGAGAAGAUCUUCUCCGGAGGGGAGGACUUGGGCCAGGAAGAGAAAGCCAAGUUCGGAGAGUACUGCAGCAGUGAGAACGGCAAAGGCCGGGAGUGGUUUGCCCGGUACGUGAGCGCCCAGCGCUGCAACUCCAAGUGCGUCUCGGAGGCCACCUUCUACCGCCUGGUGCAGUCCUUCGCGGUGGUCCUAUUUGAGUGUCACCAGAUGGACGACUUCGGGCCUGCAAAGAACCUCAUGACCAUGUGCUUCACCUACUAUCACAUCGGUAAACCACACCUGCUCCCCUCCGAGUUCAAGGAGAAGCCGGCCGGGAGCAUCGACUCCUACUUGAAAUCGGCCAAUAGCUGGUUAGCGGAGAAGAAAGACAUCGCCGAGCGGCUGCUAAAGAACACGUCGGCCAAGACGGAGAACGUCAAGGGCUUCUUCGGGCUGGAGACCAAGCCCAAGGGGCCCCUGGCCAGGAGAAGCGAGGAGAAAGAGGGCAAGCCCCAGGAGAAGCCGCGGAAGACGGUGACUGUGUGCAGCCCAGAGGAGGAGAGGAAGGGGGAGAAGAUCUACCUGUACACACACCUGAAGCAGCAGCCCAUCUGGCACACGCUGAGGUUCUGGAACGCGGCCUUUUUCGACGCUGUCCACUGUGAGAGGAGAAAGCGGUCUCCCACCACCAGAGGGGAUGCUGGAGAGGAGGAGAAGAAGAGGGAGAGGUGGUGCCACAUGACCCAGGAGGAGCGGGACGACAGCCUGCGGUUCAACGAGAACAUCACCUUCGGGCAGCUGGGCACAUUCACGCACAACAUGCUGGCGUUCGGGCUGAACAAGAAGCUGUGCAACGACUUUCUGAAGAAGCAGGCGGUGAUCGGCAACCUGGACGAGGAGCAGUACAAGCUGCUGAGUGACCACAUCGAGCAGAUGGCCACCGAGUAGGCCUCGGGAGGUGGCCCGAGGCUCCCCCAGGAGGACCGUGGGUGCGCGCCUCCCUCCCGGGCCCACGGCUGGCUGUCACCCCCCCCGCCCCCGCAUGACAUUGGCAGCACCAGAGCCGCCCCACACCGCCCUAGAACUAGCGGUUAGAAGAAUCUGGUGGCCUGUUUUCCCUGCCUCCCCUCUGCCUGUGUCUGCUCCCCCAUCUGCGUGCCAAAGUGUCCCUGGGAUUACACAGCUAACACCGA